Messenger RNA from Caenorhabditis sp. 36 PRJEB53466, 912 nucleotides. NCBI's taxonomy places the organism in Eukaryota, Metazoa, Nematoda, Chromadorea, Rhabditida, Rhabditidae. The record is from the annotation of a GenBank genome assembly.
AUGCUCAAUCUCCGUAUAAUCCUUGCGAUUUUCACUGUUUUUCCACGCGGCACCGGUUCCGCGUUGGCUCCGCACGCCGUCGGCUUCGAAGAAGUCAUCGAAGAGGUUCAGGAGGCGAUCCGCAAGCUCGUCCUCCAUCGAUCCAACCUUUUGCAAGACCAAAUGAGAAACGAGUGUCAGGACAGGGAUUUUCUGGUGAUGAAGGUGAACAUUGUGAAGGGACCGCCGAAGAACGCGAGCAUCUACGAGAACUACGCGUUCUGGACCGAAAUGGUUAGUGUUCGGGGGUUUGAUAUUGUCCGAAUGUGUGCUCAGUGCGUGUUCUACGUCUACGACGCCGGCGUCAUUUCGCUCCAGAAGUGGUGUUUCGAAGAUCCGGCCCGACACUUGAUCUACAAGCAAAACUCUUCGGAAUCAGUCCUCGAGGGCCCGAAAAUGAUAGUGGAUACCAAGUGUCACAUGUUUGAAGUGGAUUGUGAGUUGAAAGAAUUUUUCUUCUUUUUCCCCUUAAUGAGUACAUGAAUUCACCGGAAGCUAUGACAAAUCCCCUCCCCCCCAAUUAUCGUCUUCCUGCUCUUUCAAGCUGCUGAAAAUCAGUGAUUCUUGAGCUCAAGCUUUUCAGCCGAAGAAUAUUAUCGGAAUCUGGCGGAGAGCUUCUUCAAAAUCUUCCUCAUCAUCAGCACCGUCUCGUUGAUUUUGUAAGUCCGGACGGCUCACGCAUUCCUCUCAUUUCCGAUGUCCAGAAUUCUCAUCAACUGGUUCUUCCGUCGUGAUAUUGUCGUCGUUGUGAAUCAGGCGACGGACAAAAUGAAGACAAUCGAAGGGAAUUUGGCGGAAAAGAGCUAUGAACGGAAGACGAACGAGGCCGAAAAUGAUGAUUUGUUGCUCCUGGAGCACGAGGAGACUAAUUGA